AUGACACACUACAAUAGGCUUUCUGAAGUUUCUUAUAACGAGAAGCUCACAGCUUGGCGUUUCAGAGUCAAAAUACAUAGAAUCUACCCUUUUGAUUCAUAUGUUACUGGUAGUGGACCACACUGGGUUUAUAUCUUAGCAGAUGAAAAUAGAACCAAAAUGAAGAUGACCAUUCAUGAAGGCUACGAAGAUAGGUUUAGAGGCCUAGAAAAGCAAGAGGGAAACUGGGUGGAAAUCUUUCGGGUAGAAGUUCACCAUGCCUAUCCAGGUUUCCAGGCAACAAACUCUCGAUUCACACUAAUUGCUACGCGCCAUACGCAAAUCCACAUCAUCAAUCCUCUGAACAAUCGGCUUUACAUGGACUUCAAGAACAUCCAUGAAAUCCCUCACAUGAACCACAAGGACCGAAACUAUCCCAUAGAUAUAAUGGGAGUGGUCUUCAACACGAAAGUCCAUUUCGAUGAUCCUGCAAGGCCAAAUAUGGUGUUUUACAUAAGGGACAACAUGUUCAAUCCGCUUUUGCUAGAGGUUGAGGAGUUCAGACAGUCGGUCAAUAACAGUGACCCUUAUGUUCAGAGGCACGGGGCUAUAGGGCCUUUGUAA
This is a messenger RNA of Eruca vesicaria subsp. sativa (arugula), 603 nucleotides long. Lineage: Eukaryota; Viridiplantae; Streptophyta; Magnoliopsida; Brassicales; Brassicaceae. The record is from the annotation of a GenBank genome assembly.